Kockovaella imperatae is the source of this 848-nucleotide messenger RNA. RefSeq lists its product as hypothetical. NCBI's taxonomy places the organism in Eukaryota, Fungi, Basidiomycota, Tremellomycetes, Tremellales, Cuniculitremaceae. The transcript has 3 exons. The coding region runs from base 27 to 683 and encodes 218 amino acids. The record is from RefSeq and is a predicted model, not a curated record.
GUACUCCUUCCUCAAACGUUGCCGUCAUGUCAGGCAAGAGAACACCUCCUGAGGCUCAAUCAGACCCUAGAGGUCAUCCAGCUCUAUCUACACCUCCUAAGGCCUUGGAAGACGCAGGGACACCUCACCCAGCUUCCGCCCCUGGGUCCAAUGAUUCUGCAUCAAAGCCCUCCUCCUCCUCCCCGUCAUCAUCCUCCUCAUCAUCGUCUGGGCUCAAGAUGCCUUCCCUUAGACCGAAGCCCAAUGGCUCCGCAAAUGGAGCAGGCACAUCAAGCUACUCGAGUAUAGCUGCAAAUUUCUAUCCCCGGCAUGCUGGAGGUCCUCCGCCUACUGGGCCUCUCGCUCGUAAAGUCUCUGCUGCUGAAGCCGAGACGUACUUCAAGAACACACCACCUAUGCUGGGCAUGACGAAGUGGAGCAAGUGGAUAGGCAUGUUUGGAUGGGCCACGAUCUUUGGCGUUGCAACUUAUGGUGUCCUGUUUUCGUACGAGGGCGGUAGAGAGCAUGUCUUUUCGCCCAUCCGUCGUCAAGUAUUCGGUAUUUGGCACAGACUCAACGGCACCUAUGACCCUGUCGCAGCACAAGCAGAGCUCGACAAGAGAGACGAAGACCUGGCAUGGUAUGAACAGAAAAGGGUUGAACAGUUGGAAGACCGAAAGAAGAAGGGUGUGUACUUUGGCUAGACUGCAUGAUGAGUGAGAACUGUUUGAGUCUCUCCGAUUCUGCGCUGCAUGUACCGAGUAUGCUUGCUCUUUCGGGCUAUCCCACUGAAGACUCCGUUAACCUGUGUGAGCGGGAUCAUGCUGAGAUAUACAGGUUGCGCGGCAGGAAAUCACACUCGUAUGCAC